AUGCAUCAAACGGACUUAUUGCCCAAAACUACCAAAAUCCCAACGAUCUUGAUCCUUGCGAAAAUACUCCCUCUUGAGAGACCGCGUCGCCCCACGAGCCAGUGUCUGAAAUUGAUUGGUAAUGUUGAUGCUGGUGUGUUUGAUAGGUUAUCUAUAGUUGACGAGUUUAGAUAUUCCAUUUCGGAGGGACAAUCUAUAUCUCGCAAUUCAAUCACAUUGAGAGAAGAAUCCAGUGGCAAGAAGCAACAAAUCAAAGGAGGAGUUGGCACACACAAAUCCAAGUCCCUAUUAAAGCUUGAUCACUUGCAAAACCUUGCAGUGUGGGCCAGCAGCAAGGGUGCUAUCCCCUCUUUGGGCGCUUUUUUUGGGUACCAGUUUGCUGCUAACAGAGAGGCACUUGGGGCACUACCUGAUCCUUCCCUGUUCGCUUGCCAAAGAUGUGAGUCAAUUCUUCAGCCUGGCUUUCAUUGCACUGUUCGAGUUGAAAAGAAUCGAGCCAAGAAGCACCGUAGGACCAAGAAACCGGGCACAAUGAUGCAGAACAAUGUGAUUUAUGCAUGCCACUUUUGUUCACAUCGGAAUCUGAAGAGGGGGACUCCAAAAGGACAUAUGAAGGAGAUGUGCCCUCCCACACCAAAACAAUGUUUAGAAUCCAAACCUGUCGAGUUUGUGCUUCAGAAGCACGCUAUGAGCUCAGAGGAAGCACUGGAGAAAGACAAACACCAAUUACAGAUAGACCUAGACAGAACAGAUGAGAUAACUUUGCCAGAAAUAGCUGCAAAUAAUAAUCCAGCAACUCCAGUAAGAAGCGAUAUUAGUUUGUUGAAUGGAAAGAGAAGGAAAAGAAGCAGAUCAGGAUCAGGACUUAAAAGAUCUGAUGAAUCUGGAAGCAUUUCCACCGUAAAAAAUGAAGAAAAUACUACAAGUGCAUCGGGUAAACGGAGGAGAAAAGCUUGGACAAGCCUGAAAGAAAUUGCUGAGCAAGGUAGCAAUCAGAAGACGAACAUUGCAGUCCCUUUCUUUCUAUGAAACGUAAUAUACUCUCAAUUUUGGGUAAGUGUUGAUAAUAUAAGAACAGUGGUAUUGUUUUUCCCUU
Tripterygium wilfordii is the source of this 1096-nucleotide messenger RNA. RefSeq lists its product as uncharacterized. The transcript has 4 exons. Bases 1 to 1029 code for a protein of 342 amino acids. NCBI's taxonomy places the organism in Eukaryota, Viridiplantae, Streptophyta, Magnoliopsida, Celastrales, Celastraceae. Gene Ontology annotation, biological process: RNA processing. The record is from RefSeq and is a predicted model, not a curated record.